Messenger RNA from Plasmodium reichenowi, 5208 nucleotides. RefSeq lists its product as hypothetical. The transcript has a single exon. The record is from RefSeq and is a predicted model, not a curated record. NCBI's taxonomy places the organism in Eukaryota, Apicomplexa, Aconoidasida, Haemosporida, Plasmodiidae. The coding region runs from base 1 to 5208 and encodes 1735 amino acids.
AUGAAAAAUAACUUAUUUACUUAUGAGAAUAUUUUUAAGAAUAAAAAUAUAAAUAUUAUUGAUAAAAUAAAAGAAAAAAGGAAAAGUACACAAGACAUUAAUAAUGUAUCCAUAAAAGAAAAGGAGAAUGAUAAUUGUGAUGUAAAUAAUAAGGAUACACAAGGAGAGAAAAGUAACCAAAAAGAGAAUGAAGAAAAUAUACACAUGGAUAAAAAUAAUAUUAAUAAUAAGGAGGUUUGUAAAAAUGAUAAAAAUAUAGAUAUGUGUCAGUCUUUAUUAGGUAAGGAUAAUUUGGAAUAUACGAAUAAUAAUGUGAAUGGAUUUAAUAAUAUAUCAGAAGAUACUUUUCUUAAUUUUAAAUUAAGAAAAAAAAAAAAUGACAUAUCAGCUCUUUUUGAUGAUAAUACGUAUGAUAUGGAAAUAUCUUAUAAUGAAAGGGAUGAAAGGAAUGAAAAGGAUGAAAACAAUGAAAACAAUGAAAACAAUGAAAACAAUGAAAGGAAUGAAAACAAUGAAAGGAAUGAAAACAAUGAAAGGAAUGAAAACAAUGAAAAUGACGAAAAGGACAAAAGGGAUGAUAAAAUUUUUGAUAAAAAUUCUUUUUUCUUAUCACCUUCUGUAGUUAUGGAACCACAAGAAGAAUUUUCUUCUUAUAUAAAUAGCAUAAAUAAUAAUGAAAUGAACAAUAAUAAUAAUAAUAAUAGUAGCAAUUAUAGGAAUAACAUUUUUUAUGAUAACGUGGAAACUUUUAAUGUAAUAAAUCAAACACAAAAUGAAGGAAAUGAAAAUUUGCAUAUAAAUAAAAAGGGAAAGGUAGAAAAUUAUUUUAAUGAUUGUAAAAAAGAAUUUUUAGUAGAUAAGAAUUUUAAUGAUGAAUAUUAUGAGGAGGAUAUAAAUAAAUAUAUGAGUAAUAAUAAAGUAGAAAAGUUAAUUAUUGAUAAAGAAAAAGAAAAUAAUGAAUAUAAUAAAACAAAUGGAGACAGUUUUCAUCAUGGUAAUAAUAUAAACAUUACUGAACAUUUAAAUAACGAUUCAUUAAUAAUUUAUUCUCAGAAGACUUAUUUUCAUGAUUAUAAUUUGAAGGAUACGAAUAAUCAGCAUAUAAAUAAUGAAAAUAUUAUAUUAAAGGAUAAAAGUGAAGAAGAAAAUCAAAGUAAUAAUAAUCAAGAAGAUUAUAAUAAGAUAAGAGAAAGUGUACGUUUAAAUAAUAAUAUAAUGGAUAACAAUUCUUUUUUGUGGAAUGAUAAAAAUGACAGAAUGAGUUGUGAAUAUAAUGAGGAUAGAAAUGUAUGCAACGAAAACUUAAAAGAUAUUUUUAAUAAUGAACAGGAGAAAGAGUAUAUGCAAAUGAACAUUCAAAAUAAUAAUAAUAAUAAUAAUAAGUAUAUUUAUAAUAAUAAUAAGUAUAUUUAUAAUAAUAAUAAGUAUAUUUAUAAUAAUAAUAAGUAUAUUUACGAUAAUAUAAAGAUGUAUCAUAAAGGAGAUAAUGUACAUAUAAAUGCAGCUACUAUCAAAGAUAAUAAUAACAAUGUUGAUGUUAUUUCUAAAAAGGAUGUUAUAAACAUACCAAGUGUUCAUAAAAAUGUACAUGUUAGUUUUUGCUUUGGUAACAAUGGAACUUUUUUCUUUAGUAAAAAUUCCAAGAUUAAAUAUCAAUCUUUAAUUAACGUAAUAGAAAUACAUAUAAACAAAAAAAAAAGAAAGAUGCAUAUAUUUAAUGAAAAGAAUAAUGAGGAAAAUAAUAUUUAUAUGAAUAAUAAUUGUAAUUAUAAUAAUUAUUGUAAUAGAAAUGUUGAUAAUAAUGAUGUUAAGCAUUGUCAUAAUAAUAAUAUGGAGAAGUUCAUUUAUUGUUUAAAAAAUUUCCCAGGACCCUUUAGUAGAAAAAGUAAUAAAGUAGAUCAUAAAAUAGAAGAAUUUUUAAAAGGAUAUAUAAAUAUCAAUAAAUCAAGAUCAGUAAAUGAUAAUAUUUUUGAAGAUAUUCAAAAGAAUUGUUUAUAUAAUUUUUUAUUGAAUAUUUUGAAAAAACCAUAUUUAACUAAUUUUAAUUUAAAAGAGAUUUCUAUUGAAAAAAAAAAUGAUAUAAAUAAAAAUAUUAAUCAUAAAGGAAAUAAUAUUAUUUCGUAUUUUUUAGACAAUUAUCAAGAGAAAAAAGAUAUAAAAGAUGAUAUAUACUUAUCAGAUGAUUUUGAUGAAGAUGGAGAUAUAGAUAUAGAUAGUUUAUCAAAUAAUGAAAUGGAUGAGUUUGAUAUAAAUGAAUAUGUUAAAAAUGAUUCUAAUAAAAUAAAAAAAUAUGAUGAAACAUACAACAACAAUCAUAUAAAUAUCUAUAACCAUACAAAUAAUAAUAGUAAUAAUAUUAUAAUGAAUAAUAAUGUUGAUAAGAAAAAAAAUGUAUUCAAUAAAAAUCAGAAGAAAUGCUAUACUGAUGUUUAUGAAAAUAAUAAAAAUAUUCAUGAUAUAUGUAUAAAUAAUAAUACUUAUUUUUUUUUCGAUUUUAUAAAUAAAGAAUUUAUUAUGGAAUUAUAUAAACUAGAAAAAAAGAAUGAACGUAUUACCCAUGAUGAUAUUUAUUUAUUAUAUUUCCAUAUGUGUAUAUAUAAUAGUAAGAAAGCUACCAACGUUUGUAUAAAAAAAGAAUUAUAUAAAUAUUUUUUUUUGGUUUUAAGGAAAUAUAAUAAAAAGAAAUAUUAUAAAAUGCUAGAUAAAUAUAUUAGUUAUAUUAAGAGAUCAAUUAAUAAUGAAUUAGAAAUGAAAAAUGAUAUGAAAAAUAUUUACAAAAUUUAUAAUUAUAAUAUAUAUGACGAAAUAUGUACUGAAGCUUUUGUAUUCUUUUUAUGUAUAUUAAAUAAGAAAAAUAUGAUUUUUAAAAAAAAUAUAUUAGUUAAUUAUUGGUAUGCAUUUUAUACAUUAAUUUUUCAUAAUUUUAUAUUUCAAUAUAAAGAAAAUGAAAUCCAGUUUGCGGAUUAUAAAGAAGAUAUAAUUAAUUUUUUUAUAUAUCUUAUACAUUUAUUAUAUGAAAAAAAAAAAAAUGCAGAAGCGCAAUUUUUACUUUUGUUAAUAUCGAACAAUCCUUUUGUAUUUUCCUUUUCACCUUGUACAAAAAAUGAUGAGAAUUAUGUAGAGGAUGUUAAUAAAAUUUAUAGUACUAACAUUGGAAGUAAUCAAAUUUAUAGUGAUCAUAUUUAUGAUAAUAAUAUUCAUAGUAAUAAUAACAUUCGUGGUAAUAAUAUUCAUUGUAAUAAUAAUCCUAGUCAUUGUAAUAAUUACAUUCAUAGUAAUGAUUUGUAUAACCGUUCAAACAUAGAAAAAUCCAAUGCUGUUGGCUAUUGUGGGUUGUUGAAUUCGCAUUUCGAUAUUAUGUGCUUUCAAGUUUGUGAUAUAUAUGAAUAUAUGUGUAGAUAUGAAAAAGAUGAUUUUUUUUUUGAACAACUUAUUUUUUAUAAAAUUAUAUAUGCAUACAUUUUAUUAGAAUUUGGUAUUCUUUCUCAAGCACAACGAUAUGUAGAAAUAUUAUAUUAUUACAUUGAUGUAAUAAAAAAUGAGAGAAAAAAAAAUUCUUAUUUAUUAUAUUUAUAUGAUACCUUAUUAGAAAAAACAAAAUUUAUAUUUACAACAACAACAAAUAAAGAUAUUUUAUCAUUACAAAGAAAGUCUUGUGUGUCCAAUGAUGAAGUCAUAUAUACUUAUAAGUUUAUAUCUAAUUCUGGCAUAACUACAACAAUACCAAAAGAUAAUAUGUAUGAACAUAUGAUGAAUAAGAACCAUAGUAAUAAUAUUAAAGGAUAUGUAAAUUAUAAUAAUAUGAAUGAUACUAAUGUUAAUUAUAUAAAUGAAUAUACAACGACUAAUACUGACAUAAAUGCAUUUAAUAAUUCGCCUAUACAUAAUAGAAAUAAAACUAUACAUGUACAAACACAAGAAAAUAUAAAUGAGAAUUUUAAUAUAAAAACAAAUAGAACAGUGACAGAUCAUUUAGGGGGAAAAAAUGUUUAUUCCAAUAUAAAAGAAGAGAAGCUUAAUAGCACAAUGUUUGAUAUGUUGAAAAGUAAUAAUAAUAAUUCAUUAUAUAAUGAAAAUGAGAAUAUUCAAUCAUGUGAUAUGUUAAAUGGUGAUAAUCGUACAAAUAUAAAUCGGGACAGCUCUAUUAUACAUAUUCAAAAUGGAUUAAGUGUUCACCAAGCGAUUAAUAAUAAUAAUAAUAAUAAUAUAUACCAUAAUAAUAAUAUGUAUCAUAGUAAUAAUAAUAAUAAUAAUAUAUACCAUAAUAAUAUGUACCAUAAUAAUAAUAAAUAUUAUGCUUAUGAACAUGCUUCAUCCAAUGUAAACCCUUCCUCCUAUUUUGCUGCAGAACAAAAUGAGGCACCUUACAAUUUGACAAUUAAUAAUAAGAAUAAUAAUAUAGGAACAAAUUAUAACUUUCCAAGUGUAAAUAAUAAUACGCAUGGACAUAUGUAUAAUGAUAUAAAUAACCAUGUCAGUACACAUGAGAAAAGUACUGAAGGUACAUAUCGUUACAAUGUGCCUAAUGUGCCGAAUAAUGAUAAUAAUAAUAAUCAUAAUAAUAAUAAUAAUCAUAAUAAUAUAACAUCUGUGUAUUCUCAAAACUUUACAAAUGUUGUAGAACAAAAUAAUAAUGCUAAGGACACGUUGCAAGUACAAAAUGAAAAGGGAAUCAUGUGUGAUCCAUUAAAUGUUCAUAUAAAUACGCAUAAUUCUUUAUAUGAUAAUAAAAAUGUAGAAGGAAAUUUUACCAACAAUAUAAAAAAAGAUAACAAUAUGAAUGUAAAGAAUAAUAAUAUGCACAUUGAUAAUAUAAAUGUCCAAAAUUCUAGUGAUAAGAAUUUAUCAUCAUCACAUGAUCAGCAACAAUGUGCAAAUGAAAAUAAUAUGGAUCUUAUAAAUAUGGGGAAAAGUUUCAUUUCGGGUUUUUUUUCAAAUAUAAAGGAAAAAAUUAAAAAAACUGAAUAUAUGCAAGAAGAAGAAGAAGAAGAAAAUAUUUUUUAUUAUGAUUAUGAAAAAAAACGUUGGAGAGAAAAAGGUGUAACUUCUGAUGAAGAAAAGGAAAGAGAAAAGCAAAAGUUAGAAAAACAAAUGGCUAUGAAAAAUAUAUCCCCACCUCCUACUGGUAUAAAUUAUUCAUCAAAAAGAAAUAAAAAUCCUUUAAAUAUGACUGAUGUUCGUAGUAGAUAUGUUGAUUAUUUUAAUUAA